AUCAUGGAGCAUGAUGAGAACUGAAAUGAACAUCCGGAAAAAAGAAAACUGGCCAGGAAAAAGAAAAAAAUGGAACUUGACAGUUCUAACCUCAGCGGCUCCCAAGAUGAUUUGGAUUUGUUUAGGCAAGGUAUUCAGACAGAAAAUGACAGGCUAUUACAGCAUGAAAAUCAAACACUUCUUGACCAGGUGAGAGAGCUAAAGGAUGAAAAUGGACGACUCUUCAAACUCCUGAGUGAAARGGAUUUUGAGAUUAAACACCUGAAGAAGAAAAGAGAAGAGGAAAGGCUGGCCUUAGCAGGCACAUCAGGCUUUGCAGGGGCUGUAGCUGCAUCCAAGAUCGUUGAGCUUUCCAAGAAGAUUAGGGAGCUAACUGCUGAAAUUGAGAGCGAGAAGAUUAAGUCCAAGCAAAGCAGCAACAGAAUCAAAGAGCUUGAGAAAGAGCUGCAGACCAUUGGGAUACAUUCUCAAUCUGGGCAGAAGACUGACUCAAAGUUACUGGAUAAGAGCUCAUCUGGAGAAAGUGAGCAGGAAAACCCAGAGAUCAGACCUCUGCAGGAAAAGUUAGCAGCUGCUCAGUUAAAAGUAGCUGAAUAUCGCAACCAGAUUCAAUCCACCAAACAAGAGUUGAGAGUUGCUCAGAAGGUAAUAAUAAGUGAGGUUGGAGAAGAAGUCAACCUUCAACAGUUGCUGAACUGCCCUGGGAGCUUUAGAGGAAGAUCACAGCAAAUACUGUCUCUCAAAACAAGGGUUCGAGAUCUGGAGCAGCAGCUCAACCAAGUGACUCAGCAAAGACAAUCRAGUGUCGUCAGUGUGGAGGAAGAGUUUCUGGGCACUGGUGUCCAUCAGAAAACUCCCCCCGAAGACAGGAACCUCAGCUACAUCCGCACCAUUGAGAAAGGGAAGAGAGAAGCAUUUGAGAGGAUCUCAGCAGAAUAUGAAGCACUACUGAAAGAACACGAGGAUGUGAAGAAAAGGCUGGACGCUGCUAAAGCCAGGAACAGAAUUCAGUCUAAUGAAAUACAAACUUUGAAGGUCCAGAACACCACCUUGUUGGAGAAGAAUAAACACGAUGCUGAGCUUUUGGGCGUUACAUUGAAGCAGCAGAAUCAGAUGCAGACAAUGCUGAAGCAACUCAGCCAACAGCAGAAAGAUUACAAACACAAGCCAAAGCAUCAUCUGAGCUGUGAGCCUUCAGAGCAGAACAGACUGAUCCAGAGCCUGAAGCAGGUGGUUGCUGAGAAAGACRCCAAGAUCAGUGAGCUGCAGAAGAGACAGCAACAUUCCAACAAGGGUGAGCAUGUGGACAGACAGUCAAGCUGCAGUUCAAGAUUCUUACCAGAAGAUGGAGACAUUAACAAGAGAAUCCCUUCUUCAGAUUCAAUCUCUAAAUAUGGUCAUAAAUUGGUGACACCUGCAGUCGGGACUGGGUUAGAUAACAAGAGCUUAAGUUCUUCAAAAUGUCCACAAUGUUCAGCUGAUGUGAGUGCACUGAUGACCCAGAGCAGUGAAUAUAAACUCCUCUGUGUGGAGAAGGACCGACUCUUUGAGCUAGUUCAAGUCCUGCAGAUGAGGGAUAAAGAGAUGAACCAGAAAUGUUUGGAGGCACAGAAAAAGUACCAGGAGGCGCGCUAUGAGACUGUGUUUCUGGAGCAGGAGUUGGAGMGGAUGAAAAUAGAAGGAGUCAACCAGCACAAUUAGGACUUGUACCAAGCCUCGGUAACAGCAUGAUAUGAAAAUGUGAAGGAUGUUUUUGUUACUUGUGACUAUCAGAACUCUAUAGGAACCAGAAGUCACAAAGCAACAGGAAGUGUUCAUAAACACACUGAACAAAUUGUCCAGCUGUUGGCUUUUUCACCCUAACUUUUACAACACUGCAGAUACCUUAAGCUGGUUCUGAAAUCAAACAUGAUAGUUUUUUGUUUCCCCAGCAGGUAUAAAAUUUUAACCAGAUAACAGAAAUAAUGUGUGGCAAAGGAGCUCACUGCUGGCAGACAGAGAUCAUAUCUGUCCAUCACGUCUUGGUUCGCACUGUGUUGUUUUCGUUGCUCUUGUAUGUCAUCCCCAGCCGGGUCGCUCAGCCGGUGGAAGCCCGAGCUCCGAGGGCGUCCCGAAAGAGCGCUCUCCAUCCUGACCUGCAACUUUACGGUGACGCGACGCGACAAGUCGAGCAUGUUUCCCUGGAGGCUCUGUGACAGCAGCGAGGCACUAACCGAGCGAACUGGCUGCUCCCUGCUUAAGCUCACUUGCACAUUCUCCUGUCACAUGUGACAAACAGCAGCCUGCAGGAAACAAGUUCUCCUCUUCAAUUGUAUAGAAAACACAUGGGUCUCUCACCUGCUCUUCAGCUUAUAAUGAUUAGUACUGGUUUCCGUGUGAGAUAUGCUGAACUUGACUGAAGUGCUUUGAGUGGCAAGGCUUUCAGCGUUGCCCUGAUGGCAGCAGACACGAGGUGAUACUGAUCUGAGAAACCCUUGGCAGUAAUAGGACCUCUUGUGGUUUCAUAUUGUGUCUGCUUGUUGUUUUUCUACUGUCACAUCUUAUUAAGUAAAUGCUACUAAAGUUUUCCUCUGCUGGUAACUUGAUGUGCAUUUUUUUUACUCACACUGACGCCAGUCAUUUCUGCUUUUUAUGUAAAUGUUUUCAACAAGCAAACAAAGAAAAAAAAUGUCCAAUUUGGUCAAUAAAACGUGAACCCCAUCUUCAAAAAAUGAUUUAAAUAUAUUGUUUUUCUAAAUAGUAAUGACCUACAGUACAUUUUGUCUAAAUGUAAGUUUUUUUAUUGUGUGUUUGCUUGUCUGUAGCGUUAGUAAAAUAUCUUGUGAAUCAGCGGGUGGAUUUUAAUGAAACCUGCAGAAAGCGAUCAAACAGAUUGACUUUUGGAGUCAACUCAGUUUGAACAUGGCUGCCACAGCUAAGUGAAUAUACAAACACAAAAAUAACUAUAAAUCAGCCUAAUUUUAUAGUUAUUGAGCUAAUUUGGCAUGAAAGUAGCUGAAGAUCAUUUCCAACAAAUACUUUCUGUUAUAAUAUCUUGUUGUCCAACGUAUGGGUUUUACCACUUAUUUGAGCAGCUGAUUAACCUUUGGAGGCAAUCAAAUAUCCUGAGGAAACAAGGAAUGGCUAUAAGUCUGUCAAUUUAAAAUACAUUGAGUUAAAAUUUGGUGUGGUAGCUGAGAGUCRUUUAAAACAUACUCUGAGUGCUGUCACGUCUUCUGUGAUACUGUACAAAAUAACACGACACAACAAUACAGCUCUAACCUCCUUCAAGUAAUACAGGCCUUUAAUUUCAUGCUGUUUUUGGCAGCAAAUAAACUUGUAUUUUUAAGAACGAGUUCAGCCGCACUCCCCUCAAAGUUCAACGUAACUGCAAAAUAUUACUAAUUAUUUCUGACUUGUGUGGGAAUAUAGGCUGAAAAUGACUUCGAACUCAGGAUCCAUGAAUUCAGACUGCGGUCCUUACAUUUCCCAGGGCGUGGCACACAUGUACASUAUGUGAUCUUAGCCACUCACAUCCGAGGACUGUCUGGACACGGCUGAUGGGAGUGGCCCUUAUACAUUCACACAAACAUCAGAGUUAUUUUCUUCCAAGGCAGUCAAAAGGGUUUCAGCCUACCCCCACCACCCUCCUCCUUUGCCCCCCCUCCACAUCACGCUUAAUUUAAAACCAUAGCUGACUUAGUGUGCUGAUUCAAAUACCGCACUAUGUCUUCCAGCACCCUGUGGGAGAUUGGCAGGUCCCCUUUGGACUUGGUGAGAAAGUGCCACAAGACAAAAAUAUCAGUUUGGACAUGAUGAAGAAAGCCUUUAAGYUCAGAGUAACAAAAACCAGCUUGUGCUGAAUAACUCCUGGACAGAAKGAGAGGCAACCUUUUAUGUGACAUAGUUCAAUGCAUACUAUGAUUGGAGGAAAAGAUGAGAAAUCGGAAGGUUCUUCUAAUAAAUGUAUAGAUGUUAAUUAGAAAAGUGCUGCUGGAGCAAAAAUUUCAUCUGAUUAUGGGGAAAUGUUCAACUUCGGAUUCUUCAGCAAACAACUUUAGAUGAAAUGCACAUUCMGAUUUUUUUAUACAUUUAUUUUGAUUGGUAUCAUAGUUGAUAGGAACAAGUCCAGCGCUGCCAACCUUUCAAAAUAAAGUUUUCCACUCCUGAGGUUACUGUGUAUUUUCAGUUAAUUCCACAGCCUAAUUUGACUACUCUUGUUGACUUCAGUUAUUUAAGAGUGUCAUCACCUUCAAAUAAAUUACACUUCACCAUA
Molecule: messenger RNA, 4255 nt
Organism: Austrofundulus limnaeus
Lineage: Eukaryota; Metazoa; Chordata; Actinopteri; Cyprinodontiformes; Rivulidae
Gene: ccdc13
Product: coiled-coil domain containing 13
Biological process (GO): cytoplasmic microtubule organization; non-motile cilium assembly
Cellular component (GO): centriolar satellite
Source: RefSeq, a predicted model, not a curated record